AUGGUUCCGUUCAGUUUUCCUUUGUCCAAAUAUGCACUUUGGGACCCAGUCCCUAUGGGAGAUGUCAUUGGUUCACAUAUCAGCUAUUACAGAAACCCGAAAUUGUCUAUAAUGGAGAAGACUUUGCGCCUUGCCUAUCGUCAUGCUAAGCAGAAUGAAAAGCAGUCAUUUUCCUGUUUUUUGCUUGGAACUCUUUUGGUGGAUGAAGAUGGGGAAGGCAUAACAGUAGCAAUUGACCGUUUUGAUCCUGGUCGAGAAAUUGCUGGUGGAUCAGGCAAAAUUCCAACUGCUUCUCUUCCUGGAGACUUUUUGAUUCCAUGUACAAUUAAUUCAUGGGGACCGUCUUCAGAUGACACUGUAGUGCACAGUGCUGAAGAUAUCAGUUUGGCUUUUGAGAAACUGCAGCACAGCCUUUGCAGUAAAGACUCCCUGGAUCUUUCCAAACUGCUCACUGUUAGAGCUCACAUUGUUUUCACAGAAAACCUAGAUAAUCUGAAUUUUAAUUUUCAUUGGGCUUCUAUAACUGCAGCAAAUAUCUUGGAAUACACCCCUCUGAAGUCUGUCCCAAUUAUUCCUACAGCCCUUGCAAGAAACUUGAGCAGUCCUAUGAAUAUUGCACAGGUUCAAGGGACUCUUAAAUGUGGCUACCUUACCAUGGACCAGACACGAAAACUGCUGCUGCUGCUGGAGUCAGAUCCCAAGGCUUAUACUCUGCCGUUAGUUGGAGUUUGGAUGAGUGGAGUUACCCAUAUCUGUAGCCCUCAAAUCUGGGCCUGUUGCUUGCGGUAUUUAUUCAGCUCUUCAAUCCAGGAAAGGGUUUUUUCAGAAUCUGGGCGUUUUCUUGUUGUGCUUUAUUCGCUGACACACAAAGAACCAGAGUUUUAUGAGUGCGUUCCGUGCAGUGGACAGACUGAACUUGGGUUUCAGCUCUUAACUUGCAAAGAAACAAUCCACCUCUUCAAAAAUGUUGAACCUUCAGACAAGAGUCCAAUCCAGUUUGAGUUGAAUGCAGAGAAACAAAAUGCAGAAACUGAGUUCUUCAGUAGGAUCUGCAGGAAACUUCCCAUUAGAAGUCCUCCUCAAGGCUCUUCACCCAAUAAGUUGUCAGCAAGUGAUCAUGACUCUGGUGUAGAAGAUGAGGAUUUAUCCCCCAGACCAAUUCCAAGUCCUCACCCAGUGAAUCAACAGGUUACUAGGAUCUUUCCUUCAGUUCCUGAACUCUCCCUUGUUUUGGAUGGGAGCUUCAUAGAAUCAAGACAGUUGCCUAAAACUUUGGGCACUUCAAAUGCCAAAAGUCAAUCCUCAGUGUUACAUCAGCCUAUGAAAAAGAAAUGGCCUUUGGGAUCUACGCAUUACCCUGCUCAGUGCUCUGAUGACAAACCAAGUUUUGCUAAUAUAGGAGACUCCUCUUCAAGGCAACUACCAAGCCAUUUAAACCAGAAAAUUCCAACAUCAAGGGCUCCCAGGGGAAAACAAGCUCAACUACAGCAACAGUCUCACUGUAGGAAAGUUGGUCCUCAAACAAGGAAAAGUUCUGGAUCUUCUUCCUCUUCUCCUUCAACCCCCUGUAGUGGGCCUUCCCCAGAUGCAUCUGUGCACCAACCCAAGAGGCUAUCAGAAAGACUGGCAUUAAAUCCUGACGGAGCCACGCAGCAGGAAGAGCCUGCUGUUAGAAGAACUUCGGUGUCCAGCUCCAAGCAGCUUUCUUCUGCUCCCCAGCCAUUCCUGCACAGCUCUACUUUCACACCCCAGCCCUGCAGAAGGCCCUCGGAAGUGCAGGUGCCUGUUCAGGUGCCAUCCUGCUGCCCAGCCAGCACAUGCAACUGUCAGUUCCUUGGUCCUGUCCAGUAUAAUCCAACAAACUCAUGGCAACGAAUGGGGAAAAUGAGCUGCAAACAAGGAGCAGAAAUCCAACCGGAGAUGGCUCAAGAGAAUCCAUGUGCAGCGUUCCAUCAAAAUAUAAUUUGUCCAAAUAUUUGCUGCAAUACAGGAUAUGCUACAAGUAGCCCUAUAAACUUGGGAUAUCAUGGGAAAAUGGGGAACUGCACUCUUGAUAAUAGCUUAUCUCCUGGCGUAAGGCUGCCUUCAAGCGCGAGCCCCUGUAGCGUGCAGUGCUGUGCAGCGCAUUCACCGUGCACGCACAUGCCUGCUUCCAGAGCAGGAUCAGAUAAUGGGAUGAUGGGAUUAUCUCCAGAUGCUUACCGGGUUCUUACAGAACAAGAUAGACAACUAAAAUUGCUUCAAGCCCAGAUCCAACGCUUAUUGGAAGCUCAGGCUCAUCAGGCUUGUCCCUCUGAAAAAGCUGCGCCCAGUGAUGCUCCACAGCUGGAGAAGCAAGGGGAAUUGGUUGCUAUGGAAACGAGAAAAAGUGUGAGCAUUGCUGUGAGCACAGGUGCUAGCUUAUUUUGGAACACACCCUGUGAAAAACAAGAAGAGUCCAUCCCACAAGGGAAGAAAGACGAUGAAGAAAUUUCUAAGGAAGAUAUAAGUCUUUCAAUUAAUGCUGAACAAGAUGCAAGUAAUACUAGUAUUGCUUCUUCUUUAAAGGCUGUAGACAUACCCAGUUUUGUAGACAGUAUCCAUCUUGUUGAAGAAGGAGCUCAUCAGAAUACAUUCCAAAAUACAGAUGUCCCCCAAGCACUUGUCCGGAAUUCGUCGUUGGAAGAGAGCAUGAGCAUGUCUUUACAGAAAGAGCCAACAGAGGGAGUGAGCAACCACUUGGUGGUAACAAGUGAGCAAAGCCCAGAACCUGCUGUCUCCUUGGUGCCCCAGCAUCCAUCAGAGGAUCAGAAGCUUUACCAGGACUUACUGGGCCAAGUAAACCACCUCUUGAAGUCCUCUGAAGAACAAAAUCGUUUGCCUGUGAAAGCAGGGUGUGCUAAUGACGGUGGUCCUACGUAUCAGAAUAUUGAUGAUACAAGAGAAAAGGACUCGGAGCUUGACACAGAUGUGGUGGAUAAGGAGAGUGUGAUCAGUGCUACGCUCAAGCAAUUGCGGAAUCUUGGAGUGGCAAUUGAAUCACCUGGUGAAAUGAAGGAAAAUACACGCAAAGUGGAGAGUGCCAGUGUUUUAGCGUGCAUAAAUCCUGACGCGGUGGUUCCUGGACUAAACUAUAUGUCAUUUGCCAAUGUCAGCAUGUGUGGCUUAACUCCUAAUGUUGCGGAUCUGAGCAUGGAAGCCAACGCUAUAGCACUCAAGUACCUCAGUGAAAAUCAGCUCUCUCGACUUUCUCUCAGUCGCUCGGGCCGGAAUCCUCCUGCAGAUUUUUCUUUCCAAGAUGUCUUGCAUACGAAUGUGGACAAAAGCAUGGUGGGUCUGAGCUUAAUUUCACCAAACAAUAUGUCUUUUGCAACAAAGAAGUACAUGAGGCGCUAUGGACUGAUCCAGGGCAAUGACAGCAGUGAGGAUGAAGAGGAACUUCAGGUUCAAGGCCGCAGUACCAGCACUAUCAAAAGUGAAAACGCAUUGGACAGGAACAUUAACUGUGUGCUGGAAGGGUACAGCUGCUGGGCUGAGCUUUCCAAAAGAACGGGUGAAAAACUUCCCAUUCAUCUAAAAAGUCACAGCAGAGAGGCAGCUGAUGAAGCGUCUCCACCAGAACUAAGCAGCCCCGUAUUUAAAAAUACUACAAAUGAAAUUUUGCCUCCCAGAGCAGAAAAAUCAAAUGAAAACUCGAGUCACAUUUUAAAGGACUUAAAAUUGAAACACAAAUUGCUACCUGGGAAGGUCGAAUUCACUGAACAACCUGGCAGGAAAGAUGGAGAUAUCGAGGUCUUCCCUGGGAAAGUACAUGCACCAACCCUUGAACCAUUAAACCAUUCAGACAGCAUCAAUUCUGUUGGCACCAUUCUUGAUGUAAAGCAACUCAGACAAUUGCCAAAGUUGUUCUGACCAUCCCCUAAAACUUGUAACCACUCUUCCAAAUGUAAGAGGAA
Messenger RNA from Tinamus guttatus (white-throated tinamou), 3935 nucleotides. It is a transcript of the gene STIL, whose product is annotated as STIL centriolar assembly protein. The record is from RefSeq and is a predicted model, not a curated record. Gene Ontology annotation, cellular component: microtubule organizing center. NCBI's taxonomy places the organism in Eukaryota, Metazoa, Chordata, Aves, Tinamiformes, Tinamidae. Gene Ontology annotation, biological process: mitotic spindle organization; microtubule organizing center organization; smoothened signaling pathway.